Messenger RNA from Limanda limanda (common dab), 8205 nucleotides. RefSeq names its product immunoglobulin superfamily member 10-like. Gene Ontology annotation, molecular function: protein binding. Bases 1 to 8205 code for a protein of 2734 amino acids. Lineage: Eukaryota; Metazoa; Chordata; Actinopteri; Pleuronectiformes; Pleuronectidae. The transcript is spliced from 11 exons. The record is from RefSeq and is a predicted model, not a curated record.
AUGUGUCUGCGUGUGUGUGCGCCUGCAGCACUGUUGGCUCUGCUGGUGCUGACUCUUGUGCUUCCCGGCGGCCUGGGCUGUCCCAGAAGCUGUAACUGCUACCAGGCCAACGAGGUCCACUGUACCUUCCGCUCCCUGCUCACUAUACCACCUGGACUACCUUCACACACACGACGCAUAAACUUAGGGUUUAACAGCAUCAGCAGGAUCCCUGAGAGCUCCCUGGCUGGACUUGAUAGAGCGGAACUACUCAUGCUGCACAGCAACGAUCUGCACCAUCUCCCAGAUGCAGCAUUCAAAGAUAUGAAAUCGCUGCAGAUCCUCAAGCUGAGCUAUAACAAGCUGAGCGAGAUCUCUUCAUCGCUGACCUUCUCUGGUCUGACCUCACUGCUGCGUCUCUACUUGGAUCAUAACCUCCUCCAACACGUCCAUCCACGAGCCCUUCUCCAGCUGCCCAGCCUCAAACUGCUACGUCUGCAAGGGAACAGGCUCCAUCAGCUGCACCCCCACUCUCUGUGCACGCUGUCCCUCCUGAACACGUAUUACUUCUCGACACUCAGACACUUAGACCUGUCCAACAACAGUCUGACCACGCUGCCCACAGAAACCCUAGCGACAGCACCGCUACUCGAGACUCUCGGGCUGCAGGUUAACCCAUGGAGUUGCGACUGUAGGAUGAACUGGUUUCCCUCUUGGAGUCUGGCUCACCCAGGCUUAAUGAAAUGUCCCGGUGGCCCUCAGUGCCCAACCUGUGUGUCACCGAAAUCCCUUCAAGGACGGGGCCUACUUGAUCAGACUGAUCUACCGUGCACGUCACCUGUCAUCACUUUCCCAGGGAGAAACACACCUUUGGAGACAGAACUCAGUGAAAUCCAAUCAAGUGAAUCCUUCAGAGAGCUUUUAGGCAGCGCCUCGGUGGGUCUGUCCGACCAACAAGGCAACAGUGUUGAUCUGAGCUGCAACGUCACCCACUCCUCCAGCUCUCAGGAUAUUGCUCCUCCCCCAGAUCUCUCCCUUUCCUCCUCCUCGCCAAUCCCUCUUGCUCUGUCACUCUCCCUGGAAUGCCCUGUGGAAAGAGAGAGCUAUGAACAACUUUGGAGGAUCCUGGCUUACUACAGCGAGACUGCGGUUCGCCUUGAGAGGGAAAUAAUGCUGAGCAAAACCCCGAUGUUGGCCUACCGCUACAGGCAGACGGCAGAGACGGAUGGAUAUUAUCACACUGGAGUAAAAGCUUCUGUUAAGGUCAGACCACAGUGGUUACUGCAACCAGCUAUUAGCAUCCAGCUAAACAGAGCACAGUCUAAUGCCCACAAAAUUCACCUUAUAUACUCGACAAGAGUUUCUGCUCAUCCCGGCCCUACAUCUUUUCCCUCAGCAUCCUCACCUGCUCCUCAUCCAUGGGUUAUGAUUUCAAUGAAUCAAACCAUCACAGCAAUGGCAGCCAAAUCGGGCAGUGAGGUGCAGCUCUCCUGCCCUCUUCUAAGUUCUGGUAACCCCAAGGUACGGUGGAUUCUCCCAGAUGGAUCCACACUCAUAACCCCCUCAAGCAGCCUGGAUGGUAGGCUGCAGGCCUCAGCCUCGGGUUUACUUCUACAAAAAGUGCAGCUCUCAGAUGCUGGACUUUAUUACUGUGUAGUCCAGGCUGGCAUGGAUGGAGAUGCUCUCCCUGUGCGCCUGGCAGUGGAGGAGUCCUCUGUCCCACCUUCUGGAGAGCAAGUGGGACCGCAUGUGACUGGACCAGUUGGGGAGGCUGUCAGUCUCUCCUGCAAUGCGUCGGGUUCACCAGCACCUUAUUUGAGCUGGGUGUUGCCAGAUGGAAAUAUACUACGGUCUGGAUUAGCUGUAUCAGGUGGAGUCACUGUACAACCAAAUGGGAGUCUCUCUUUGUCCAAGCUUUCUCUGAGGGAUGCUGGUCAUUACCGGUGCACUGCAGUCAACCAUUAUGGUAGUGACUCUUUGUCCAUGCAGUUGGAAGUAAAACCACAACACCCUCCUCUGUUCAGAACUUCAUUUCCCAGAGGGCCACAGUCAGCUGCUGGCCGGUCAACCAAGAUACGAGCCCCUUUAUUACGUGAGAUGGAGGAAGGAUCAGGGGAUGAAGAGGAAGAAGAAGAGAAAACUCUUAGGAAGCGUCCAAGACCUAACCAGGCGCUCCCGAACAGACGGUAUCCAUUUGGAAAACCAAGAAGACCUGGGCCUGUUAGAGAAGGAACCCUGAGAAGAGGAGAAGGACCUGUAUCCUCCACUGACCAGAGAAGAAACCGCUUUGACAACAGGCACAGAGUCACCACAAACAAACAAAGAAUAGACCCUCAGAAAUGGGCAGACAUUCUGGCUAAAAUACGUCAAAAGACGUCUAACACUAUUAACAGUCAAACUGUUACAGUAGUGCCCUCAGCUGAGCCGAUGGGAAGAGGCACAGACAGAGCUACAGCAAGAGAUGAUGGAGUGGUUGAUACAGAGAGAGUUAGAGUUCAGGGAGCAGGGGGGGAUGCAGAAACGGAAGGGUCAUCUGUUGAUGACACUGUUUUACAAGAGGAAGGCCUACAAGCGUUUCAUCCUGUUCCCACAGAAAUGCAGACACACACAGAGCCACCAACAGAUACAGCGAUAGAAAGAGGGAGCGGGAGCUCAACAGAAACACAGACGGACAUGGAGACCAAGACACAAAUGCAGACUCCAAACCCAGAUCCACAGACAGAGACAGUGACACACCCGGAGGAACAGAAAGAAGCAGUUACAUCUAAGCCAAUCUCUGGAAGUAAUGAAAUUGUGCCAGCACCAGAUAAUGGAGAUAACAGAGAGGCAAACCCCAACCCUGCUAGAACCCGACCUCAGAACCCCCGGCAGAGACUCUUACCAAAUUUGGUUCCAAAUUCACGACCUCAAAGCCCUUGGAAUUCUCGCAGGAGGCUCGGACAGCAAAGACGAAUCAUCAACAGGCCCAGGGUGCAGCCUUUGACCCCACCCCGACCUCUCCCUGACCUUACACAGCAGAGGUCACAAACAGGAACACCUAACACUACCACUGAUCAAAGUCAUAUAUCCCUGCUGGCCUCAACAACCACAUAUCCAUCUACUUUAUUGACAAGGAAUGACCAUAUUAAGACCACUUCAAAUGGUGUGGCACUUAAUCCUCUGUCUCCCCCUGUUUCUUACACUCUGGGUAUUUCAACCUCUGCCCCCCCCUUCACCUCAGUAUCCCCCUCUCACACAAACCCACAUAUAGACACCAUGAGUCAUUCAGCCGACAUCCCAGACACUGCAGAGUCCACACUUUUCAACACAGGGACACCAGCACCCACUCACUCUGAUGUUGUGAUCUCAGAGACACAUGUGCCAGACACACAGGCCGGGACACUUACACAUGGCGUACAGACACACACAAAAACACACACAGCCUUAGGUAAACAUGUUGAUAGACCCUCGGGCAAACACAGUGAAGAGCAGGAGAGGAAUUUGUCGGGUGUGCCAUAUGUAUCUCAUUCCACCACUGUCUCCUCCACUCACUCAUCCGCUGUUUCCUCCACCGUCUCUAGUGCAGCUACAGCUACUCCUGCAAAAACUAUGACUCUUCCAACCCCUCUCAAGAGUGAAGAAAGACUUUCUAAUCCUCCGACAACUACUUCCCCAAUCCUGUCUAGUACAACUACCAUUAUUAUUCCAACAUCAAGCACUACCAGAAGUACUACAACUACUCUUACCUCUACAACUACCACAACUGCUCUAACAUCAACUACUCCCACUACCACAGCUAUUUCUUCAACUAGGCCUUCUACUACUACAACAACAACAACUACUGCAACAAGCACUAAAACACCAAACCACAGUACGACAACUACUGUCACAACUUCUACUCCUACUACUAGGAGUACUAUAAUGACCACCUCGGCCAAAACUGCAAUGACCACCCCGGCCAAAACUUUUCCAACCACUACUUGGGCACCUUCUCCUGUUACAUCGACUACUACCACCACAACAAUGACAUCAACAAGUACCAGAGCAUCAUUCAGAGAGAGGCCAAGCAUUGGUCGAGUUGACAUCCCAGGGAGGCCUGUUCCUGGGGCUUCAAACCAUAGUCGAUCACCUCCUGACUGGAAGAACCCCGGGGCUAAUUCAAUCCCUGACUCACACAGCAGCAGGCCACGCUGGUCCCCCCCGCUCCCUGUUGUCCCUGGGGCCCCAGUCGUGAGAUCUAGACCAAGAAUUGCAGACCCACACAUCAGGACAGUGUCAUUCCCAGCAGAGAGCAUUGCCAGGCUGGCUUGUGCGGCUCAAGGGGAGCCAAAACCUUCCAUCACAUGGACCAAGGUUGCCACAGGGGCGGUGAUGUCAAUCCACUCCAAGGCUGAGCGUUUUGAGGUCCUGCCAAAUGGCACCCUUGUUAUCCAUAAUGUGCAGCUGCAGGACAGAGGCACAUACAUCUGCAGUGCAAACAGCUUCCUGGGUCGAGACAGGUUGCUAACCACCCUGGAAGUAUGGACCCGCCCCCCUCGUAUGCAGCUGGCGGGUUACAGAGAAGCCACCAUUCAUCAGGGUGGAGAUGUGCUCUUGGCGUGCCAGGCAGAUGGUGUUCCCGCCCCUCUGCUGUCUUGGGUUCUGCCUGAUCGUUCUGUCCUGACGUCGGCGGACCCCUCCGCCAGUCGCAUAAUUAUGGACACAAAUGGAACCCUUCAUAUUCCUGCAACUUUACCAAGUGACAGAGGAGUGUAUCGCUGUGUGGCCUCAAACACAGCAGGUGCUGCCAGUUCCUCUGUGCGUGUACACGUGUCCUCGCUGCCCCCAGUGAUACAGCAACCCAGAGAGGAACACCUGCACUUGUCUCCAGGGAGGCCUGUUUAUGCUCACUGCUCUGCCCGAGGUGCCCCACCACCAGUUCUGCGCUGGCGAAUACCAGAUGGGACUUUGGUUCGCCCAUCUCAGUUUCUCCAUGGCAACCUCUUCGUCUUGCCCAAUGGGACGCUGCAUAUUAGAGGUGUUGGACCAAAGGACUCGGGGAGUUACGAGUGCACAGCAAGUAAUGCUGUUGGAGCCGAUAAGAGAACAGUGAGAGUUAAAGUCGAAGGGGGAGCAGAAGGCAGAAAAAGUGAAGCAGGUGCAGGAAAAGAAAACACACAAGCAGUUGCUGUUGAAAAACCAUCUCCUACACAUUCACUCAACAAAGACAGAACUUUCUUUUUCCCAAGCAACCCCACAAAUACAUUCAACUCCCCAAAACUUCCCCCUCCAUUGCCCGUUGAUAGAUCCAAGACCAGGUCUUCUCACCCUCACCAAUCUGAAUCCACAAUCUCGCCUCCGAAACUCAAUAAGACAGGCACAGGCUCCCACACACAGUUGACUGACAUCAGCAAAGCUAAACUUCCCUCUCCCUCCCAACCCUCCACAGAGUCUGCACAAAACACAAAAAUCUUGCAGAGUCAUGUAAACAAGACAAGAGUUAGUUUUUCCUCCUCUUCUGACAAGAGCAGAGCCUCAGCUGUUCUGCAACCCUUGCCUAUCUCCCCCUUCAGCAACGCCCGUAUUGUCUCCACAUCACCCUCCAUUACUGUCUACUACGGGGGGAUUUUGCAGCUCCACUGUUCUGUAACUGGCAACCCACCCCCCAUUAUCAUUUGGAGGACCCCAAACAGGAAACUGGUGGACAUGCACUUCAGCUACGACCGUCGUCUGAAGGUGCAUCCUAAUGGCACCCUGUCCGCCCAGGCUGUAACUGAGAAGGACGCUGGAGACUACCUCUGUAUCGCACGCAACAAGGUCGCAGACGAUUAUCGGCUCCUGCGUGUCACCGUGGCUACCAAGCCCGCCAAGAUCGAGUCAAAACAUCCACUCAAUCAGAUGGUGUCGUUGGGCAAGCCGCUGAAGGUGGAUUGUCAGGCGUCCGGGCUGCCUGACCCAGCUGUUCAUUGGAGUCUACCAGAUGGCACCAUGGUGAAUAGUGUGUUGCAGGGGGAGGACAGGGGAGGACGAGCACGGAGGCUCACUGUUUUUGACAAUGGGACGCUACUGGUUCCGGCAGUGGGCAUGGGGGAGGAAGGGGAGUACACGUGCUAUGCUGAAAAUCAAGGAGGUCAAGACAUGAUGAAGGUCAAAGUGAAGGUCAUGAUGACACCUCCACCGACCUUCCCUGACGAGAAAAGCUAUCACGUCAUCAAAGUACGUCUGGGGGCAACUGCCACAAUUCGCUGCCAGGCCUCAGGAGGUCCUGCCUCAUCGGUGACAUGGUUCUCCCCGGCGGGCCGUGUCAUUCCACGAAGUUUGGGCUCUGGCCACUACUCCGAGAGGGUUGUGGUGGUCUCAGAAGGAACUCUGGAGGUGCGUCUGGCCCAAAAGAUUGACACGGGAAACUAUACAUGCCGAGCAAGCAACUUGGCUGGGCAGAGGAGCACAACCGUGGGCCUGGAGGUGGAGGUUCCUAACCCUGUGACCAGUGGCCAGGUGGGAGGAAGAAGUGCUAACAAUGUGGCCAGUAGUGGUACAUCAGGCGUUAAUAUUGAUAAUGCUAGAAUAAUCCAAUAUGGAAAUAACAAUAGAAAUGGGAAUAAAAGCUACACAGAACCAAACACUGGCAUUAACACAGCAGCCAGUAACUCUAAUCCUGCCCCCAGGAGUGAUAGUCAGAAUGAAUUCAAUAGACCUGUCAGUGGGAUAACAACACAACUUGGUAGCAAUGCAUCCAAUGUCGGGGUGAGCAGGGCAGGGAAUGUGGGAGUUACAGCGGAUAACACUGGAAUGAGCAGAUAUAGACCUGGCAUUGUUAGCAGUGUUAGUAAUAGUGAGAGUAACAGUCACGGCACAGUGAGAGGAGAAAGUGUACAAAGGAAUCCAGGGAAUAUUUAUAAUGAAGUCGUUGCAGGAAGGGCAGGCGCUGAGGAUAACACAAGCAGAGAUAAUGGCAGGAUAAGUGGCAUUUCUAGAAAUGUUGCCGUAAGCAGCAGAGGAACUAAUAGUGGAGCUGGUACUGGCACAGUCAGAGGAAAUUGGUUCGGUCGGAGCAGCAAUAUAGACGUUACCAAUGAUGACAGCAGGAAUAGUGGUGCUAUAGCUUCUGGUAAUACAGGCGCUAAAUACUCUACUAACACAGUUGUGGGUGUGGUAACGACAGUGAAGCAGCGAGCUGUGAAAGGCCGGAAUGUCCUUUUGCCAUGCCCCUCCCAAGGCUCCCCUCCCCCCCGCCUGGCCUGGCUUCUGCCUGGUAACGGCGUCUUGCCGGCUCCUUACUAUGGCAGUCGACUCACUGUGCACAGAAACGGCUCAUUGGAGCUGCGGGGGGUGCGGGCGACUGAUGCCGGGACCUUGGUUUGUGUUGUGAGAGGUGAGAGAGGAGAGACAAGGAUACAGGUGGAGCUGGAGGUCUCUGAGCCACAGGAGGAGGCCAGGUCUCCACACAGAGGACCGGCUGUGGAAAGACCCGUGCAGAGAACUGACGGUUUAAUCGAGGCACCUAAAUCAGGAGCAUCGUUGGCUUCAGCCCAGUCUUUCAGCUCAGUUUUGCCUGAGAAGCUUCAUCCAAGAAAGCCGGUUACUGAAAUGCCUCUGCGUAGGGGCCUGAGUUCACCUGCUGCACCUCGUCCCCUUGGCCCUCCCCCCCGCUCGCCUGGCCCGGUCCCAGAGCAGGCAGUGAGCACCAGAGCAGCCUCCUUGGUGACCAUCAUUAACGGAGAAAACCUUCGCCUGCCAUGCCCUCAAACCCCAGGCUAUACCCGGGGAGCCCUCUCAUGGACCAUGCCCAGCGGCAAGGUGCUGUCCCGGGGUGAGAGUGGUGACUCGGGCCAUUACCUAGUCCAAGAGGAUGGAACCCUCACGGUGCAACAAGCCUCCGUGUUCGACCGAGGCACCUACACCUGCAGGUCCACCAGUAACGACUCCUCCACGGUUUCACUCAUCACGGUUCCUGUCAUCGUCAUCGCCUACCCCCCCCGAAUCACAGCAGGCCCCUCACCUGUAACGUACACGCGGCCGGGGGUUGCUGUGGAGCUGCCGUGCCAGACCAUAGCAACGCCCCGCGCAACAGUGACCUGGGAAACGCCAGACCUGACACAGCUGAGGGUGAUGGGCCAGGCUCGUAUCUAUGGCAACCGCUACCUUAGUCCUCAGGGUUCGUUGGUGAUACAGAACCCGACAAGUCGAGAUACAGGGUUUUACAGAUGCACCGCAAAAAAUGUAAUAGGAGUGGACACCAAGGCGACCUAUCUACACGUAAUAUAA